CGUCUCUCCUAAAGUGCGUUUUUCUGUUCUCUUCCGAGUUGGAUUGAACUUUUUCAGCCUCCGUAGGCAUUGGGUCUAAAGUGCCGGUCAAAAUGGAAGUGAAUCCCCCCAAACAGGAGCACCUGCUGGCCCUGAAAGGUCCUGUUUCCCUCUGAUUUGGAAAAAGACAGUCUUGUAAUUAUAAAUUACAUUCUAGCUGUGAGGAGCUCAGCUCAGAAAUGUUUUCUUCAUUAUGAGUAACUGGAUUACUGCAGAAUGACUACAGAAGUAAUAUUACAUUACCGACCAUAUGAGAGUGAUCCUACAGAACUGCUAAAAAGUGCAGAGAAAGCAAUUCAGGACUUUGCUACACGUCCACUAUUGAGAUUUAUUCCUUGGUUUCCAUAUGAUGGGCUCAAACUUCCACUCAAGCCUAAAAGAUCACCACCUGUGAUUUCUGAAGAGGCAGCUGAAGAUGUGAAACAGUACUUAAUCAAUUCAGAACAUGUUGUUAAAUCACAGAGUUAUGAUUGCACAGUAGCUCUAUUGGAGUUUCAGCCUAAUUUGAAAGAAAAGAAGCACUUAAUCCAUUCACACACACUGACUGAACAGACUACUUCUGGAAAUCUGGAUAAACAAUCAGAAAAAGGAAAACGGCAUAAGAGGAGGUCUUGGAGUGUGUCACUUCCCAGCAGAAAUUGUACUGAAAAUAUUUUUCCUUUGUCUGAAAAAUUGCAAAAUAGUUUAAAGGCACUAAAUUUACACUCAUUUUAUAGAGCAAGAUGGACAAUAGAACACACUGUUUGUAACAACCAAACUCUGGAAGACAUUUGGGUAAAACUCAAUCAAAUUAUCAGGCACAAAGAACUUCCAUCUUGUAAUGCUACCAUUCAGAGACAAUUGGGUCAAAUAUGGGUGUUCUGUGAUAUUAUGUACUGUGAAUAUGUGGGAAAUCUCCUUAAAGGACGAUUAGCUCUUACUGGGAAAAUAAAUUUACUUGUCCAUAAACAUGGUGUUAUUUUUAGUAUGUGAGGAAUUUUACUGAUUGUCAAAAAGAAGAAUAUUCUGAAUGAACAGAUUAUACUGAAAUAGUGACAUGAAUAAAUUUUUUACUGACUUUUUAAAUUUUUAAUGACUUAAUUUUUUUUAUUUGACCAUUGUUAGUGUAGUCUAUUUAUUCUUAACAUUGUGAAAAAUAAUUGUGUAGUAAUAUGUGUUCAGGUUGUGUACCAGGAAUAAAUAACUAUCAGGUGAAUUUAUUGGUUUGUCAUUUAAGUCAGGAACUUUCUGGGUUCUACUUUUAACAGCCAUCUUUUAAGUGAAUUGUGAAAAAUUAUUAUACUGAAUUUAGAAGUAAAAUAUUCCUUUUGUUCUACUUUUCAUGGCUGAAUUAGGUAUUCCUAUGAAUUACAGUGAAUAAUUUGGAUUUGGAUGAAUCCUUAAAAUUUAAUAUUAUAGUAUUUUUUCUUUACUCAUCUAAAGUGUAGUAAUUUUUUUAAAAUAAAACUAUUGGGUUGGCCAUCUUUUUCUGUAAG
Molecule: messenger RNA, 1514 nt
Organism: Phyllostomus hastatus (greater spear-nosed bat)
Lineage: Eukaryota; Metazoa; Chordata; Mammalia; Chiroptera; Phyllostomidae
Gene: SHLD3
Product: shieldin complex subunit 3
Exons: 2
Coding region: 256-1011 (251 amino acids)
Biological process (GO): positive regulation of isotype switching; positive regulation of double-strand break repair via nonhomologous end joining; negative regulation of double-strand break repair via homologous recombination
Source: RefSeq, a predicted model, not a curated record